Messenger RNA from Rhagoletis pomonella (apple maggot), 1251 nucleotides. RefSeq lists its product as uncharacterized. The record is from RefSeq and is a predicted model, not a curated record. The coding region runs from base 146 to 613 and encodes 155 amino acids. The transcript has 4 exons. Lineage: Eukaryota; Metazoa; Arthropoda; Insecta; Diptera; Tephritidae.
CAAAUGACGCAUUUGGGCUCAAUGUAAAUGUAAUAUAAGAUUCGUCAAUGGCACCGGGAGCAAAAGUUUAGCUGAGCAGUAAAAUUAAAAUACUUGCGGAGGAUCUAUAAAAGAUGGUGAAGGAUGGAAGAGAGCGUGGGUAAAUAUGAGGAGCAAGGCCAAACAAAAAUCCCAAGAUUUGAGAAAUGCUAUGGAGCGAAGCGAUGUAAAUUCAUCAAUUAAAGAAAAGCAUCUCAGUAACCUCGACGAGCGCAUCAUUGGCGGGAUGACCACAGUGGCAGUGGUCGGUCAAAGAGAAGUUAGCGAGCCACUGAGAAGUUCCGGCGCAGUAACUAGCGUGGAAUUAUUUGACGCCCCUGUGGACCACUUUGAGAUAGAGUUUCUUGAAGGAGGCGAUGAGGAACCGCAAAUGACACCGGAUAUGAUUCCUCAGGAUCCACUUCCACCACAACGUCGGGCUCCCAAACGCAAAAAUUACUCUUUAGAAGAACGCAGAGUCGUCUUGGCGGAAAGAAAAAUUGCGGCGCUGGAGAAAAGAAACUCUAUAGAAGAGAGAAAGGCCGACGUAUUGUCCAAUAUCUUAAAUAAAUUGGAUUUACUUCUACAAAGGUGAUUGGUCUCGGAGUGAUCGUAGAAAUAUAGAUAUUUGAGCUUUACGGUAUGUUGCCAAUGAAUUCUGAACGGUACUCAGACGUUUAUAUUUUGACGUUAAACUGAUUUUUUGAACUUUACUAUUUCUUUUAUAAAAAUAAAGUCAAUUCAAUAACAUUUACCACAUCUAUCGUUGCUUUAAACUUUGUGCGAAAGUCGCGAAAAAUCAACAAAUUACGAAAAGCUGUGAUCAAAAUUUAAAAGCUUUUAUCAGAAUUUUUAGAAAAUGUUUACGUACGCAGAUAUAUAGCCUUCAAUUUCAGUUCCAUAAAAUGCAAGUUUGAAGUCUUUGGUUUAAGGUGUAAUGCAUUUUCUUCAACAUAAAAAAAUGCAGACAUACUUUACGUGGAAGAAAAUGCAGAACACCUUCAACCAAAAAAAAUUUCAAAUAAUUAACCGCGAAUUUUAACCAACUUCAAACUUGCACUUUAUGGUACUAAAAUUUAAGGCUAUAUAAAUGCGUAGUAAAAACAUUUUUUAAAAAUUCUGAUAAGUUUUAAAUUUUGAUGAGUUUUUCGUAAUUAGCCGAUUUUUCGCGAAUUCUCCACAAAGUUUGAAGCUACGAUAUAUGUGGUCUAUGUUAUUGAAUUUACUAUAUUU